This is a messenger RNA of Neogale vison (American mink), 2789 nucleotides long. RefSeq names its product CLN8 transmembrane ER and ERGIC protein (gene CLN8). Gene Ontology annotation, cellular component: membrane; endoplasmic reticulum. Bases 403 to 1290 code for a protein of 295 amino acids. The transcript has 3 exons. Gene Ontology annotation, biological process: lipid homeostasis. NCBI's taxonomy places the organism in Eukaryota, Metazoa, Chordata, Mammalia, Carnivora, Mustelidae. The record is from RefSeq and is a predicted model, not a curated record.
CCUGCUUUGUUGUGCGCGCGCCUGCCAGGUCACUGGGACGAUCACUGGGACCAUCGGAGACGCUCUGUUUUGGUCCAGUGAGGACUCAGCACCCUGACCAGCGAGCAGGAAGUCACCUGGCCCCUGGGGCUCCUCGGCGAGGAGGGCAGAGCAGGGCAGAGCUGGGCAGUGCUGGGGCAGGCUCCCUCGCCUUGGCCUUGAUUCAGUUCCUUCCAAGGAGGGAAGGAAAGAGCGGUCGGAGGGGUGUUUCCUGAUCGCGCGGAGGUUUCUGCCGGGCGUCCGUCCUGCCUCUCCAUCUGAACUCGGCGCAGCUGCCGGGAGCUGGACGGAAACUCUCGGGUUUCCGUGAGUUCAUGCGGACCGCCGAGGCCCCCACCCUGACACUGUGUUCCUGGGACGCCCAUGGUAGACUCGGCGAGAACCAUGACUCCUGGGAGCGAGGGGGGCCCGGCAGAGAGCGUCUUCGACCUGGACUACACCUCCUGGAAGGUCCGCGCCACGCUGGCGGUCGCCGGCUUCGCCUUCUACCUGGGUGUCUCCGUGGUCUGUCACCAGCUGUCGUCCUCCCUCAAUGCCACGUACCGCUCUCUGGCGGCCAGAGAGAAGGUCUUCUGGGACCUGGCGGCCACGCGCGCCGUGUUUGGCGUUCAGAGCACGGCGGCGGGCCUGUGGGCCCUGCUGGUGGACCCCGUGUUGCACGCCGACAAGGCCCGCGGCCAGCAGAACUGGUGCUGGUUCCACAUCGCCACGGCCACCGGCUUCUUCUUCUUCGAGAACGUGGCGGUUCACCUGUCCAACGCGCUCUUCCGCACGUUUGACGUGUUUCUGGCCGUCCACCAUCUCUUCGCCUUCCUUGGCUUUCUGGGCUCCGUGGUGAACCUGGGAGCCGGCCACUACCUGGCGAUGAUCACGCUGCUGCUGGAGGCCAGCACCCCCUUCACCUGCGUGUCCUGGAUGCUCUUAAAGGCCGGCUGGUCGGACUCGCUGCUCUGGAGGCUGAACCAGUGGCUGAUGGUGCACAUGUUCCACUGCCGCAUGGUGCUGACCUACCACAUGUGGUGGGUGUGCCUGCGCCACUGGGACGGGCUGCUCGGCAGCCUCCACCGGCCGCACUUGGCGCUCUUCCUGGCCGGGCUCAGCCUGCUCACGCUCGUCAUCAACCCCUACUGGACCCACAAGAAGACGCAGCAGCUGCUGCACCCCGUGGACUGGAACUUCGCGCAGCCCGCACCGAGGAGCGGCCGGCCUGCCGGGGCCAAUGGCCAGGUGCCACCCAAGAAGGGGCAGUAGCCGCAGGGCCCAGAUGGCAGCGCACUGCGGCUCCUGCCCCCGGGCCCGCCGGCGCCCCCACACGGUCCCCCAGACACACACUCCGAGCCCAGCACAGUUUCCAGGUCCGAGCCACUGUGGCGUGCGUGUGAAUUGCCACGCAGCCUCCGCGUGUUCUGGAAGCCACAGUUUGCCUCGGAGGGUGGGGUUUUGCCGUUACGACUCGCUUAUCUGCCGUGGUCUGUUCCUGCACGCCUGCCCUGGCGGGGCCCUGAGCAGCACUGAGGAGGGGUGGGGGGUGAAGGCCGGGCCACGGGCUCCCGUCCGUGGCGCUGUGGCCGCCAGUGUGGUCUUUCUGGUCCCACGGCCAGCGUGUCAUAGGUCCUGUCCAGUCAUGGUGUCCCGCUUAGCUGGAGAGACCUGCCCCGGGCCAGUAGGGUGUCCUGUUGGUAUCUCUCGUCAGCGCGCCCUGCGUGAAGCAUGCGGCCCACCGUGCGCACACGUGUCAGGCUGAGAGCACGUGGAGACCACGGGCAGGGCCCUCCACCUGGGACCGGAUCCAGCCUGACGGCGUGCGUGGGUGACUGCGAGGCCUGCGGGUCAGGGCAUCUGUAGGAGGACAGGAAGUGCGUGUUCACGCUCUGUGGCUCACCUGGCAAAACACGGGAGGUGUGCGGUCAUCAGGUCUGUCUGGACCGGAGAACCGUCUUAAAUAGACUGAGUUGCCGGUGGCUUCUGUGGCUGGUGUUUCUGUGGCUGGCUUCUGGGGGUUUCCAGGCCGGCAGCCAUCGCCUUCUGCUGUGCGCUGAGGGCCGGACGGCAAGGCCGGCGGCCCGGCUCCCUGUGGAGGUGUGGGUCCCGAGGCUGUCGCCUUGUCCGUGCCCGGUGGUAGUUACAGCAGCCUGGCACCCGUGCGGGGAGACAUGGGCACCCCACUUCUAGAGCUCGCCAGCCUCUCUGCCUUGCCCAGACACCUGUGUCCCCUCGGCAGCGCCUCCUUCCAGGGGGGCGGCCCCCAGUGGGUGUCCGUCAGGCCAUGAACAGGCACAGAGUAGGUCUGCGAAGCCACAGUGCAGACGUUAGGAAGGUGGGGCCAUUGCAGCUCCUGACGUGUGGGGGACCCACACACGCAUCUCGUUCUGGCCAUGACUGUGCAAUUAAAAAUUUAUUUUUUAUCAAAAGUCCCUUAGACAAGUUUGCAAAAACCACGUGUUUAUUGGUCAUGGGGAUGCCCGACCUGCGCUCACCCGGGACCCACAGCUCACAGGGCCGUGUCCUCAGUGCUGCUGCCUCGAGUCUCGGACCAGGCUUCGGUCAAGAUGUGCAAUACCUAUUUAUCUCUUUGUAAGACGUGCCGUGGGGCUCAGCAGCGCCCGGCGCGCCACAUCCCCGCAGAGACUGCCGGGAGGGCCCGCGCUCCUGCUGCCCGCGGUCAUGCGCGGUCUCGCGGAGCUGGUGUCACUGGUGUUUCCUGACGGGACGGAGGUGUAAUAAAGUAACUUAAGUUUAUAGACUCGAAA